AUGUCUACUGCUCCAUCAGAGCUCUGUCCACUGAACAUUGCCACCAGCUUGCGGAUGUCUUGGACUCCAGCUCAAGGUCUUCGCAGAGGUCGCAGAGGAGAUCAGGAGGCAAGAACAAACUCCAGCGUAUAUGCCUGUAGAUUUGCUGAGUUUGGAGUCAGUGAAUUCGAUGACCACCGUUUGCACGCCAGGCCAAUUCGAAGCGCAUUUGUAUCGCAUGUCGUGAUAGUCAAAGAUGGCCAGGCUAUCAGGCUGUACUACAGCACAGAUGUGGCUCUUGUGGCCUCUUCGCUGCCUGGAUCAUAA
Ramularia collo-cygni is the source of this 306-nucleotide messenger RNA. RefSeq lists its product as uncharacterized. The coding region runs from base 1 to 306 and encodes 101 amino acids. The transcript is spliced from 2 exons. The record is from RefSeq and is a predicted model, not a curated record. Lineage: Eukaryota; Fungi; Ascomycota; Dothideomycetes; Mycosphaerellales; Mycosphaerellaceae.